AUGAAUGUGGCGUUUAGAAUACUCCGUCGCCAUUCGACAACGACAUCCUCUCGCCCCCUCGCGUCCAUCGCUGCUCCACAUGGCCUAGGUUCUGGUGACCAUGCACUCCUUCUCCGCAGAGUCUUUCGUAUAUCGCAGCGUUAUGGCAGAAAGUCUAACGAUUCCAUCUUUAACCUGCUUAACGCGCUUGCACGCAAUCCCUUGUCGGCUGUGCCCGAACACUACAUGCAUCGCUCAAGGGUAACUGCGGCGGAGCUCGUGCAAUGGAGACCAGUCCUCAUUGCGCCUACUAUUGGCGUUGCCAUGAAGCGAAUGGAAAACCUAGGUGUCAUCAUUCCAUCUUUGGAUAUACUUGCAGGCCCAAAGCGUACACCUGUUGUCAGUUUGCUCCAGCCCCCCUCCUGGCUUGUCCUCUAUCUACUGUGUUACAAGGUCGUCCGCCCAGAUGAGACUAAAGCUGCUUUAUCCCUGGCAUAUUACCACUUUCCAGCAGCACCCCCUCACCUUCAAGCGGCUCUUUUAAUAUUCUCGGCCGGCUGGUUCGCUGAGCAUGAUUUAACAGCGUUAUUGCUACGAGUGGUCAUGACAUUUCUCGACGUCUCGAGCGGAAUUGAGAAGGCAUAUCAGUUCCAAACGCUGUUACAAAUUCUUGGAUAUGCGUCCUUCUCGAAGGAUGCUAGCGUUGUUGUUGCCAGGAUUCUGGACGCCGCCGAACAAAAGUUGAUAGCUCUAGACCAAAACACAUACGAUGUGCUCCUAGGGAGCAGAACGGCCACCUCUUUCGUAGGUGUCAGCGUCAUGCGGCAUAUGCAUACCCAUGGAUAUCAGGCGACGGUCAAGCAUCUUACACGCCUCCUUGAUUUAUUCUCGGCACACAGGUGGAAACGGCGAGCACGGUUAUGCUAUCGCCUCCUUCGCGAAAACUAUGGCGUAGAUUUACAGUCCCUACCUGCCGAAGAGACAUCAUCGGAGGAUGCCCGUCUAUAUAUCAAAUCCCAGAACCGCUACGUUUCUACCUUCGAGUUCGCUCGGAUAUUGCCUUCUCAUCCACAAACUCAUGCGAGCUCUGCACCCAACCGACUUCACAGAGGAAGACGACGACAGUCAUAUUCGGCCUCAUUCCUCGUGCCGAAAGCUGAGAGGAAAUCCUCGCGGAGUAGCAGCAUGCAGAAGUCGGUCGAACAGUUGGCUGCUACCAAGCUCAAGUACACUAGGAUUUGGAGAUUUGCACUGCACUCAGCUACCAAAAAUCCGAAGACCACAGGGAAGCAUGUUUUGCAUACCCUCCAUCGCGCCAGGGCUAUGAACCCUUUCCUACGGUCUGAUGCCACGCUCCAUCUGCUCGCUUUGCGCGGAUUAAUCCGUCGUCAGGAUUAUCAAAAUGCUCUCCUAGUUUGGGGCGAAUUGGCUUGUCGUAAAACGAGACUACCACGUUGGGUCAUGACGGUCGGUAUCGAGGUGCUGACUUUGAGCGGGCAUGCCAAUCGCGCAUUUCAGCUACUGCAAAAAGCGGCUGAUAAUCGAAUUGGUCUCGCGGCCAAGCUGAGUCGAAGCCAAGCUCGGAGGCUCAGAAUACUGGACUUGGUCAAUACUCGGAUAGUCAACGUAUUCAUGGCUUCCCUUCAACGCGCCGGUUACUCGGACCUUGUUUUUGAGCUGUGGCAUAACAUGGAGAUCCUCUUCGGUGUCCGGCCGGAUUGUUUCUCAUUAACCAUACUUCUCCAAACAGCUCGUUUUGCUAGCAGUCAUUCCAACCCUUCCUUACGAGGUGCGCUUACAGAGUUUGGGCUAGGUGGUCUUCUUCCUCGGCCGGCGACUACUCUCUUAUCCCCUGAAGCAAUUCGUCAGCAAUUGUUCUCUCACUUCAGUAAAGCGCUAGAUGCCAGCAACCCAACACUGAAUACAGGACUCUGGGGAAGUGAGCGCGCUGGUACCGUGGCCCUCCGUAUCAUACACGAAGUCCUCUUCACCAACUCGCCUGAUCUGGAGAUGGUCCCAUCACCGGCGAGAGCCAUUCGCCCCUCCGCCGAUUUCCAGGCUUUGAGUCCCGUUGCGGAUCUUUUCCGGAGUGUUUCCCGACAGUCUGUCGAUGUCCAAGGUGUUUCUAAGGACAUUGCGGGGCGCACAGCCUCUUCGCUUUCUGCUCAUAUCAUUCCGAAUGACGCCCUGUUCUACGCCUACAUCAAUCUCCUCGCGACGGAAUCGCGCAUUCCGCAAAUACCUCUCGCCCUUGCUUGGAUGCGGCAUCUUGGCAUCAGGCCCUCCGAAAGAACACUUGCUUCUGCGCUGGUCCACUGGGCUGAGGUCAGUAUGGACGCGCCGUUAGUGCAACAACUGAAGGGAGGGAGAAGCGAGUAUCAAAAACUGACGAAAUGGAUGAGGGGCUGGGUGGGCGAGCAGCACAUGCCGACGGAUGAGCAGAUUGGCACAGAGCUCCAGCAGUUGAAGUCCUUCAGGGAGCUGCGACUUCGCAAGACACGGCAGCAAUCCGUUUGUGCAUAA
Fibroporia radiculosa is the source of this 2502-nucleotide messenger RNA. RefSeq lists its product as uncharacterized. The record is from RefSeq and is a predicted model, not a curated record. Gene Ontology annotation, molecular function: protein binding. The coding region runs from base 1 to 2502 and encodes 833 amino acids. The transcript has a single exon. NCBI's taxonomy places the organism in Eukaryota, Fungi, Basidiomycota, Agaricomycetes, Polyporales, Fibroporiaceae.